Panicum virgatum (switchgrass) is the source of this 1333-nucleotide messenger RNA. RefSeq lists its product as uncharacterized. The transcript is spliced from 5 exons. The coding region runs from base 191 to 1039 and encodes 282 amino acids. The record is from RefSeq and is a predicted model, not a curated record. NCBI's taxonomy places the organism in Eukaryota, Viridiplantae, Streptophyta, Magnoliopsida, Poales, Poaceae.
CGUCCCGCCCCGCAUCAAACCCAGCCCAGCCCAGCCCAGCCGAGGCGAGCCCCUGCCGCGCCGCAGACUCCGCGAGAAUUCAACGAGACUGGCGCCGCGCCUCGCGGACGCGGAAAAAGCCAGUAGUGAUGAUACUAUAAUAGUGACCCGCGGCGGCGGCGGCCACGGCUUGGAGUUGGAGCCGCGCGCGAUGCCGGGCGCGGAGGCGACGACGGGGAGGCGGCGGCCGACGACGGCGUCCGAGCGGCGGCGCAUGUACCGCGACCUGGCGCUAGCGCUGCGGUGCGGCCUCCGCGACGCGGCCGCGGGGCUCUCCUUCCUGCGCCUGCGCGGCCUCCGCGCGCUCCUCCGCGCCCUCCGCGCCACCGACGCCGACCUCGGCCUCUUCCGCGACUCCCAGGCCAUCCGCGACCUCCAAGUGGUCCCGGUGCUGUUCGAGCACAGCCUGCGCAGGGCGACCGCAGGCGGCGACGCGGUGGUCACGGUAGCGCAGGUGCUGGGCAUGGAGCCCGCCGCCGCCAGGCUCAGGAACCCCGCCACGGACUCCGAGGUCGUGCUUGCGCUCAGGGUGCUCCAAGGCUGCUGCCUCCUCUGCCCGGCCUGCGCCGCCGCGGCGCACCGCUACGACGCCGUCAAGGUGGUUCUGGAUAUACUGAUGACUAGGGGUAUCCUUGAGCAAAGAGCAUGUCUGGACACUCUUUUAGCAUUGCUGGUGGAUUGUUCCAAAAAUCAGAUGGAUUUUAAGGAACAAUAUGGGCUAAAUAAAAUCGCGAAUAUUGUUAAAGAUUCAGACAGGGAUGACCAUGUAAGGUUCAAAUGUUCAGAGUUUCUGCUUCUUUACUCUGAAAAUGCAGAAGAAAAUUGUGGUGUGGCUUUCAAGUCUAAUAUACAAGAAGAUCUGAAAAAACUCUUUGGAGAAAAAUGUGCAUCAUUUAUCUGUUCAUUGAACCUUUUCAGCUCAGCUCUGGAUUCACAAGCGAGGCAAUCUGAGCUGAGCUUUCUUGCACAGCAGGUGUUGUAUUACAUGCAGCCAUACUGAAGAGGAUUAUCAGAAUGCUACUGCCUCCAUAUAAAUGCAGUGCAGCCAAACUAAAGAGGACCAUCUGUAUGGUAUUGCCUCCAUAUAUAUGCAGUAAUUCAGUAGUCGAAGAUGGAGUUCCAGUACUCGAAAAUCUAUAUUUCCGAGCAUUAAUUUGGUUAAUUAUUACUGGUGUUACUAUAUCACCUAAAUUCUUAGGUUUCUUGGUUUAAAACCAUUGUACAGUGUAAAAGGGAAAAUGCAACAAGUUAACAAGUUUGUACUGUUCAUGUGCACAAUGCACAUUUAUUUCUA